This is a messenger RNA of Trichoplusia ni (cabbage looper), 3169 nucleotides long. RefSeq lists its product as uncharacterized. The record is from RefSeq and is a predicted model, not a curated record. The transcript has 2 exons. Bases 653 to 2821 code for a protein of 722 amino acids. Gene Ontology annotation, molecular function: protein dimerization activity. NCBI's taxonomy places the organism in Eukaryota, Metazoa, Arthropoda, Insecta, Lepidoptera, Noctuidae.
UUUACGCUAUCAGUGACCUUGUAAUUACAUAACGAAAACUAAAGUGAAAAAUGAACAGGAAGAAAAAACGGCAGUCUCACAAGGACUACUUUAUAACAACGAAUUAUUAUCCAAUUACUAACAUGUUAUACAAUCACGAUCAUUUGUAAUUUUGUCGAUGCAUUUUAUAUGAAGCAAGUAAACUUUGUCAGGCGUACAAGUUCCGUUCCGCGUGAGCCAUUUCCUUUGCCUUGUUAUCGGACCACGACUCACCACCAGCGAUGCCAGACGUACGAUAAUUAUCGUACAUGUACGAUAAUUUCGACACCGGUACGAUGUACGAUACAAUAUGUAUUAUCGUACGCCAAAGUACGAUAAUUUCCUUCCAACCUUCCUCCGAAGUGGAGUAAAAAGACUAGUCUCCAAUGUCUUAAAAUACUCUAAAAAUACAAAAUAAUGUCUAUGGUCGGGGAUUUCCUCUCAAAUCUAUCAAACCAACGAACGAACGAAUGACCAUGAUAGUUCAUUCAUUUAUUCUUAUUUCAUAAAUUCAAAGCUAAGUUCGCUAGCCGAGUGAAAGUGUAAACUAAGUUUAAAAUUGUUAAAAGGUUCAAAAUUAUUACUUGGAUUAUUGUAUUUUCAACUUUGGUUGGUAAAUAAAUAAGAUUUUACUAUGUCAAGUGAUACCGAUGACAACAGUGAGGUUUUGGGAUAUCAAACUCCAAAAAAAAAGAAGAUAGAUAAUUCAAAGCAUCGUCUUCAAAAAUAUAGAAGAGAUUGGGAGAAAAACACUAAGGAUUUUGGACCUGACGUAUCACUGUGGUUAAAACCUCAUCCUAACGAUAAAGGAAAAGCUAAAUGUUCUUGUUGCGAUUUAACCUUAUCAGCAAAUAGUACAACGAUUAAACUGCAUUAUGCAUCCAAGCGGCACCAAAAAGUUAUGAAGAGUCGAGACGCUACUACCUCAAGCAUGAUGGCCAAAUUUGUUGAAAAGGGUUCAUCUGGAUCUGGAGUGUCACUACUGAAAAAACAAAUUACUGAAGCGGAGCUGAAGAUGAGUGCCUUUUUUGCUACGCACAACUUAGCAUUUAAAGUAAUGGAUCAUCUUGUUCCAACGUUAAAAUCCUGUUUUCCUGAUUCUACAAUAUGCCAAGGAAUGCAAAUGAAAAGAACUAAAUGCACACAAAUUGUGACUAACGUGAUAGGUGCUGCACACGAAGAAGAAAUAUGUGAGAAAUUGAAGAAGGUAAAAUUCUCUAUUCUGACAGAUGAGUCUACUGACAUGUCUUGCAAGACAUCAUGCAUUAUGGUCCGAUUUUACGACUCGACAGCGGGCCGUAUUGUAAGUAGGUUGUAUGACUUGCAUGAUGUGUUCCCAAAAGGAGAUGUGGCUGCUGCCGAGGAAGGUGCCACUGGUGCGCGGCUUUACGAGCUGAUGAUAAGCUCUUUAAAAGCAAAUGAUAUACCUUUGGAAAACUUAUUGGGCUUUGGUUGUGAUUCUGCAAGCAACAACGUUGGUGACUACAACUCCAUUAUAAGUCGUCUGCGACAAGAAUGUCCAGGUGUUAUCUUAAUGAAAUGUGUAUGUCAUUCUUUGCACCGGGCGUCCAGUGAUGCAUGCAAGACCCUGCCACGAUUAUGUGAAGAUUUGGCCCGAAACAUUUUUUCUUAUUUCAGGCAAAGUGCCAAGAGAAAGGCUCAGUUGCAGCAAUUUCAAGAGUUUACAUCCGUAAAGGAUCACCAGAUGCUUGGCUUGGCUAUCACACGCUGGCUCUCCUUUCUACCUGCGAUAGAACGAAUUUUGGAACAGUGGCAAGCUCUUCGGCUUUACUUUACUGAUGUCUGGCUUGCAGAGCGUACGCUUGCAGCUGAACAAAUUUUCAAUGCCCUUCAAGACCCAUUUAUGAAAUUGUACUACAGCUUUUUAGCUUGGGUGCUUCCGAAAGUCACUUAUAUGAAUGCAUUUUUUCAGUCAACAACAGUUGUAGUCACGACACUGCAUGACAAAAUGGCAACUGCAUACCGUGAACUUCUUUGCACGUACAUGUAUCAGGACUAUGUUGCAAGGACAAAUCUCACAGAAAUUCAACCUGACGAUACUAGCAGAUUCAUACGGCUAGAGUGCAUAUAUUUGGGAGUCGCUGUCAUGGAAGGUCUUAAUAAUCCUGAUGUGAUGGCAAGACCUGACCUUAUUACAAGCUUCAGAUCAAAAUGCCGAGACUAUCUGAUUCAUUUAUGCAAAGGAAUUAAAGAUCGUUUCCCAUUUGACGACAAAUUACUGAUGGCGCUGCCGGUUCUACAACCAGAAAAAGCUUUGUCGGCAAGACAACGAGAUAGAACUCCGUCACUCUUAUUUUUGUGUGAACUAUGUCCCAGAGCGAAACCAAGUUACCAUAAUGAAUUGCAGCAACUAGACGACGAGUGGCGACGUCUAUCGUUAGAUCAAGUUAGUCCAGAUGUAGCCCAGGAAAAAGAAGUUGACGUAUUUUGGCAUAAAAUUUCCCAAAUAGCUAUUGAUGGAGAGAAGACAUACACAGUUUUACCUCAAUUUGCUCUGGCCGUUUUGACACUUCCACAUUCAAAUGCAGACACCGAAAGACUAUUCAGCAAAAAUAAUUUGACGAAAACCAGAAUAAGAAACAAACUUGCAACAAAAACUGUCAAAGGGGCUUUACUUUCAGCGCAAUGCGUAAAAAACCAAUCAAAAGAAUGCUGUUAUGGUUUUAAACCAACUGAAAAAAUGAUAUCUCGAAUGACUUCAGCAGUCCUUUAUUCAAAAACGGCUGGCGCUGCUGCAGAGGUAGAAGUAAAUAGUGAUUCCGAUGAUCCCACUCUUUUAUAAAAUAAAUAAGUUUUUUUAAAUUUCUGUCUAAUUUCACAACUUCCUAAAAUUCCGUUCCGUUGUACGAUAAUUUUUCAUAUGGUACGAUAAUUUUCGAAUAUUGAUACGAUAAUUCACUCGCACUCGUCUGGCAACCCUGCUCACCACAUUCGUCCAGUCUGGUUCUCGAACGCGCAAAGGCUGAACGUGCGCGACAAUUGCCGCUAUCGCACUUUAAAAAAAAAACAAAUUACGCGCGGUUUCGUAUAAUUUAAAUCUGGAAUAAUAGAGAUUUUCUUACAUUUUGUUUUAAAUGUUGUUAACAUUAUUUUUAGAUUUGCGUUUUUAACCAUUUUUGUUUUAAAAGUA